UUCGGGUUAAUCUUGUGAUCUUCUCAUCAACCCCUUUUGAUUGUUAUAAAUAUUAUUACUAUUCUUUCAAUCUUUUUAAUCCUUAAAUCUGAUUUUGUAUUACCCUUUUGAAGGGAUUGGGUGAUCCUAAAGUUUUUUUUUUCUAAAAAAAUAUUUUUCCGAUGAGAAGAGGUAGAGGUGCCGCUGCGGCCGCAGCAAACGCCGUGGCUACGAAACCGGCACUACAACCCAGCGGAUCUUUUAAAGAGCCGAGAUACAGAGGUGUGAGAAAAAGACCAUGGGGCAGAUUUGCGGCCGAGAUUCGGGACCCUUGGAGGAAGACCAGAGUAUGGUUAGGGACCUUCGACUCGGCCGAGGAUGCUGCUCGGGCUUACGAUGCGGCGGCGAGGUCACUCCGUGGACCCAAAGCAAAAACAAAUUUUCCCUUAAAUUCUUCAAAUCUACCGGCUUUUCCUUUCGAUACGAGUCAUCAUCACAGCAACGAUGGGUUUAUCGACCAGCACCGAUUAUAUCUGAUGGGUAAUUUUCACGAGCACGAAGUGAAUCCGCAGAGACCGACGAGGAGUGGCAUGAGUAGCACGGUGGAGUCGUUUAGUGGACCGAGACCGGCUCAACCUCCGCCUCACAAAUCGACGGAUUUUGCGGUGGUUUCAACUAAGAAAUACCAUCCAAGGACGCCGCCGGUGGUGCCGGAGGAUUGUCAAAGUGACUGUGAUUCAUCGUCAUCGGUUGUCGACGACGGAGAUAUCGCCUCUUCUUCGUGCAGGAAAACUUUGCCUUUCGAUCUUAAUUUUACGCCGUUGGAUGAAGACGAUGAUCCCCAGUGUACCGCUCUCUGUCUCUGAACACGGUGGCAGUGAUGAAUCGACGACGGCAACGAUGGUCGAUUAUUGAAUCUUCUCUUUUUUUAAAAUUUAGCUCUUUUUUAAGCGAAGAAAAAAAAGGAAAAAACAUGAGACAUGGUUAAGAUGAAA
Molecule: messenger RNA, 974 nt
Organism: Hibiscus syriacus
Lineage: Eukaryota; Viridiplantae; Streptophyta; Magnoliopsida; Malvales; Malvaceae
Product: ethylene-responsive transcription factor 3-like
Exons: 1
Coding region: 162-845 (227 amino acids)
Biological process (GO): regulation of DNA-templated transcription
Molecular function (GO): DNA-binding transcription factor activity; DNA binding
Source: RefSeq, a predicted model, not a curated record